UACAAUCAUUUCAUAUUGUCUAUCAACACACACGUACUGUGUUAGGAGUCGAAAUGGAGCACGGAAUUAAUCUUGAUCCGACUCAGUUCCACUGUUCGAUCUGUCUGGAUCUCCUCAGCGAUCCGGUGACGAUUCCCUGUGGACACACCUACUGCUUCAGGUGCAUCAGCGAUCGCUUGGAUAAAGAGGAUCGCAGGGGUAUCUACAGCUGCCCUCAGUGCAGCCUGAGCUUCAGAUCCAGGCCCGUCCUGGUGAAAAACGCCAUGGUAGCCGUCAUAGUGAGCCAGCUGAAGAAUCCCAGACGUCCUGUUGCUCCUCCUGCUUCUGCUGUUGAAUAUGCUUCUGUUAAUAACGAUGAUGAUCACUGCUUUGCUGGAGCUGAAGAUGUGGCCUGUGAUGUGUGCAAGGGGAGGAAGCUGAAGGCUGUCAAGUCUUGUUUGCAGUGUCUGGCUUCGUACUGUGUGAAACACCUUCAGUCUCAUUACGAUGCACCUGCGUUGAAGAAACACAAGCUGGUGGAAGCAUCUGCGAACAUCUACGAGAACAUCUGCCCUCGUCAUCAAGAGGUGAUGAAGAUUUUCUGCCGCACCGAUCAGCGUUGCAUCUGUUAUCUCUGCUCCAAAGAAGACCAUAAAGGUCACGCCAAAGUGUCGGCUGCAGCAGAAAGGGCUGAAAGGCAGAACGAACUGGAGGAGAGUCGACUGAGACUCCAGCAGAGAAUCCAGGACAAACAGAGGGACGUGAAGGUGAUUCAACAGGAUGAGGACGCCGUUAACAACUCGGCCAACAGCGCAGUGAUAAACACCAAGAAGAUCUUCUCUGAGGUGAUCCAAAUGGCUGAAAAACGGGUUGCUGAUUUGAGCGAGAAGAUCCGGUCUCUCCAGAAGACUGAGGUGGGUCGGUUCAGGAAGGCCCGGGAGAAGGUGGAGCAGGAGAUCAAGGAGCUGAGGGUGAAGGAUGCUGAGAUGGAGAAACUCUUGCAGUCAGAGGAUCACACUCGAUUCCUGCUGAACUACCCUUCGAUGUUGCAUCUCAGUGAGUCCAAAGACCCUCCCACUAUCAGACUCCGCCGUCGCCAACACUUUGACAAGGUCUCAGAGGCUCUGGUCGAGGCUCGAGACAAACUACAGGAGGUUUUCGGUGAGGAAUACGCAAAGAUCGCUCUGACUGUAAGCGAGGCGGAUGUUUCGGUGUCGAAUCCCAACGCGGAGCCAAAGACCAGAGGUGAUUAUUUACAGUAUGCACAACAAAUCACCCUGGACCCAAACACGGCAAACCCUCAUCUGUUUAUGUCCAAAGGAAACAGGAAGGCCACCUUCACAAGGGAAGAGCGGGAAUAUUCAUAUCAUCCGGAACGGUUUGCCUAUUCCUGGCAGGUCUUGAGCAAAGAGUGUCUGAGUGGUCGUUGCUACUGGGAGGUGGAGAGGAGUGGGAUGGGAGUUUUAGUCGCUGUCACCUACAAGGACAUCGUCAGGAGCGGAGACUUCAACCAGACCGUGUUCGGGUACAACAACAAGUCCUGGGCACUGGAUUGUUACAAAAAUAGCUACGAAUUCAGGCACGACGGAGAAAGAACUCCCAUCCCAGGAACGUGGUCCUCCAGAAUUGGGGUCUACCUGGACCAUGAGGCAGGUUUUCUGUGCUUUAUGAGCGUCUCUGACAACAUGGCAGUCCUCCACAAAGUCCACACCAGGUUCACCCAGCCUCUGUACGCUGGACUCUGGCUUUCCGACGGAGCCGCCGCUGAAAUUUUUAAGUUCAGGACGAUGGGCCACAAUGGGACGAUUUGACAGAAAAGCCAAUGUUACAGAUACAUGGAUGGAUCUGUUGCCUAAUGUGAAGGAAAUGUUGAUGUUUUAUAUUUCUGAUGCACAUACUCUAAAUGGACAAAAGUAUGUGGACAUGUUGAAUUCAGGUGUGUGUUUUCUAACAGGGGUCUGGGAUACAAAACAAUAAUGACUAAUGUUAGAAUAUAGUUUCAUAUUGGG
Sphaeramia orbicularis (orbiculate cardinalfish) is the source of this 1988-nucleotide messenger RNA. Its product is annotated as tripartite motif-containing protein 16-like. Lineage: Eukaryota; Metazoa; Chordata; Actinopteri; Kurtiformes; Apogonidae. The coding region runs from base 54 to 1790 and encodes 578 amino acids. The transcript has a single exon. Gene Ontology annotation, molecular function: zinc ion binding; protein binding. The record is from RefSeq and is a predicted model, not a curated record.